This is a messenger RNA of Trichoplusia ni (cabbage looper), 1106 nucleotides long. RefSeq names its product homeobox protein unplugged-like. Gene Ontology annotation, molecular function: DNA-binding transcription factor activity, RNA polymerase II-specific; RNA polymerase II transcription regulatory region sequence-specific DNA binding. The transcript has 3 exons. The record is from RefSeq and is a predicted model, not a curated record. Gene Ontology annotation, biological process: regulation of nervous system development; regulation of transcription by RNA polymerase II. The coding region runs from base 67 to 993 and encodes 308 amino acids. Lineage: Eukaryota; Metazoa; Arthropoda; Insecta; Lepidoptera; Noctuidae. Gene Ontology annotation, cellular component: nucleus.
GUUGUGUUAAAAUAAAUAUGGACAGAUAAAGCAAUAAAAUUAAGACUGAAAAGUGAUUGUGUGAUAAUGGAAUCAAAUUUAGACUUAUCAGAAACUCAGACGCAGAAGAAAAUCCCUAAGCCGUUUUCUAUAGAAUCGCUGAUCGGGGAUAGAAAAUCACCGGAGAUUGACAUUGAGAACAACGUAUCAGAAAGUUCUAAGACUUCAGAAGAUGAAGAAAAUGAGAGAUUGGAUGGAUUGAACCAGAUGAGAUAUUACGCUCCGUUCCUUCAGCAAAAUGGUUUCCCAUUUUUGUUGGGCUAUCCUGAACCUUGGUUGAGGGUGUUGGGGACUGUUCCAACUCCAGCAAGAGAUCGGGAAGAAAAGAGAGAAAGCCCUGUCAGUGUUGGGAGCGAGGCGGAGAGCGAUGGCGGAGAGGAUACUAACCCAGGUAAUGAAUCCGAGGCAGACCCAGAAGACUCAGCGGACAACCCUCGCGAGAGCAAGGCGCGCCGGCGCCGCACCGCCUUCACCUCGGAGCAGCUGCUGGAGCUGGAGCGGGAGUUCCACGCCAAGAAGUACCUCAGCCUCACCGAGAGGUCGCAGAUAGCGUCCGCGCUGAAGCUUAGUGAAGUACAGGUAAAAAUAUGGUUCCAAAAUCGUCGAGCGAAAUGGAAACGGGUGAAAGCCGGCCUCGCGUCCGGCAGCCACUCCAGCAAGAAUACGUCAGGGACCAAGAUAGUGGUCCCGAUACCUGUUCACGUGAACCGGUUCGCAAUCAGGACCCAGCAUCACCAGAUGGAGAAACAGAACCUACAAUACAGGCUGGAUAGGCAACAGCCUUUGCCUGGCAGCCUACUCCAAUCGCAGACGUCGGCCUUCCUCAGCGCGACGAAAAUCGAUUCGAAUCGUCUCGAUCGCGAAUCGAUACUGAAUCGCAACCCCUAUGACGUCCCUGGGCGAAUGUCAAUGAGCAAUAAUUUGAGACAGUUCCAAAACGGACGGCCGAGUUAAUUUUUAGUGAUGUAUUUAUUUUUGUCGAUUUGGUUUUUCGAGCUGAUUCGUUUUGACGUUAUUUUGAAUUGAUUCCAAAGAAACAGUGCUGGCUCUAUUUUCCAAGUUAAAAC